Sycon ciliatum is the source of this 561-nucleotide messenger RNA. RefSeq lists its product as uncharacterized. NCBI's taxonomy places the organism in Eukaryota, Metazoa, Porifera, Calcarea, Leucosolenida, Sycettidae. The transcript has a single exon. The record is from RefSeq and is a predicted model, not a curated record. The coding region runs from base 1 to 561 and encodes 186 amino acids.
AUGGAGGAAGCCGCCAGCGUACCCUUUCAACAGUCACCGCAGGCAUCCCCUGCAUCAUAUCCGUCAUCCCUGUCACCGCCUGGCUCUCGGCUGUCAGCAGCACCUACGUCACCAUCCACACCGAAUGCCGAACGCCGAUCAGUAGGAUAUGUGCACGCAAACCCCCGACUUGUAACACCGGCAUCGUCGUCAUCAUCACCAUGCUCACCAUCACCACCACCACCCCUACCGCCAAGGCGUGCCCGACCACCACCACCACCACCACCACGACGCUCUCCCGACGCACCAACUGCACACGCUUUUACACCACCUAUCACCCCAUCGCCACCCCUCCUGCCAUGUCCGCCACCGCCAUCACUGGCAGCAGCAGCAGCAAGCCCGGAAUCAUCCGUUCAGGUACCUUGCAUACCUGAACUCAGUUGUAACGUUACAAAUUGCAGGAGGCGGUGUGAUAUUGGACACAGACGCAGACGAUGCACCACUGGAUGUAUCUUGAUCACCUUGGCCGUCAUCAAGUUGGUGAUCCUCAUUGCCAUAUGCAUUAAGGUGAUGCUGAUGUAA